AUGCGGCCCUUUGAGUCCUUGCUGAGGUGGUGUCAUGUGUUUGUGUUCCGCAGGGGGCGCUGUGUUCCAGACCUGAGGUGGUGUCAUGUGUUUGUGUUCCGCAGGGGGCGCUGUGUUCCAGACCUGAGGUGGUGUCAUGUGUUUGUGUUCCGCAGGGGGCGCUGUGUUCCAGACCUGAGGUGGUGUCAUGUGUUUGUGUUCCGCAGGGGGCGCUGUGUUCCAGACCUGAGGUGGUGUCAUGUGUUUGUGUUCCGCAGGGGGCGCUGUGUUCCAGACCUGAGGUGGUGUCAUGUGUUUGUGUUCCGCAGGGGGCGCUGUGUUCCAGACCUGAGGUGGUGUCAUGUGUUUGUGUUCCGCAGGGGGCGCUGUGUUCCAGACCUGAGGUGGUGUCAUGUGUUUGUGUUCCGCAGGGGGCGCUGUGUUCCAGACCUGAGGUGGUGUCAUGUGUUUGUGUUCCGCAGGGGGCGCUGUGUUCCAGACCUGAGGUGGUGUCAUGUGUUUGUGUUCCGCAGGGGGCGCUGUGUUCCAGACCUGAGGUGGUGUCAUGUGUUUGUGUUCCGCAGGGGGCGCUGUGUUCCAGACCUGAGGUGGUGUCAUGUGUUUGUGUUCCGCAGGGGGCGCUGUGUUCCAGACCUGAGGUGGUGUCAUGUGUUUGUGUUCCGCAGGGGGCGCUGUGUUCCAGACCUGAGGUGGUGUCAUGUGUUUGUGUUCCGCAGGGGGCGCUGUGUUCCAGACCUGAGGUGGUGUCAUGUGUUUGUGUUCCGCAGGGGGCGCUGUGUUCCAGACCUGAGCGGAAGUCCGUUCGCAGCUUGUUACUGA
Molecule: messenger RNA, 819 nt
Organism: Knipowitschia caucasica
Lineage: Eukaryota; Metazoa; Chordata; Actinopteri; Gobiiformes; Gobiidae
Source: the annotation of a GenBank genome assembly